GCCCCGCGCCGCUCUCCUGUCAGGCGAAGCCGAGAUGGCGGCGCGGGGCGCGGGGGCCGGUACCACAGCCGCGGGCGGCCCCGCCACCAGCUUCCAGCGCAAGGCCGCGGCCGGCAGCCGCCUGGCCGCCGUGCCGGGCACCCGCCCCUCCGUUCGGCACGGGCAGCUGCUGCUCUCCAGCGGGCUCCCCUCCCUGGACGGUGUGCUAGGUGGAGGCUUAGCUGUUGGAACCCUUCUUCUUAUUGAGGAAGAUAAAUAUGGUGUUUACUCCAACUUGCUGUUCAAGUAUUUUCUUGCGGAGGGAGUUGUUUGUGGACACGACUUGUUUGUUGCUUCUGCUAUGGAGCCUCCUGACAACAUCUUAAAGAAACUUCCGGCCCCUUUGCUUGAUGAUACCCACAGAAAUGAAUUGAGAGAAGAAGUAACACCUGCUAAGUCUGAAGAUUUUCAUGAUUCUAUGAAAAUAGCCUGGCGCUAUGAAAAUCUACCAAAAAUGGAGGCCAGCCCAACAACAUCUACCAAGUUUGGACAUUACUAUGAUAUUUCUAAAACAAUGUCUCCAGAACUACUUCAGUCUAUAAAAUGGCACAGUUUUUACCUUCCUGAAGAAUUAUCUUUGGAGCCUAAACUGAAAAUGUGUAAUAUGAACUGUGGCUACGCAAGUCUGCUUCACUCCAUUCAAAGGGUCAUUUCCCAGGAAGGAUUUGAUGGCUCUCAUCCCCAGAAAAAACAAAAGAAUAUUUUGCGUAUAGGAAUUCAGAGUCUGGGUUCCUUGUUGUGGGGUGACGACAUUUGUAGUAGCGAUACUCCUGAAGAUAUUCAUAGUCUGACCAAAUUUCUGUAUGUUCUCCGUGGCCUCCUCAGGAAGUCUUUGUCAGCCUGCAUCAUCACAGUGCCGUCUCACCUUAUCCAGAAUAAAGCAAUUAUGGAACGUGUAACAAACUUGUCAGAUAUGGUAGUUGGUCUUGAAUCAUUUAUUGGCUCUGAGAGAGAAACCAAUCCAUUAUACAAGGAUUACCACGGUUUGCUUCACGUACAUCAGAUUCCUCGGCUUAAUAGCUUGAUCUGUGAUGUGUCAGACACGAAGGACCUUGCUUUUAGAUUAAAAAGGAAGCAGUUCACCAUUGAGCUUCCUCAGCACAACCUGACAGAUCUUGUCGUUAUCUGCUAUCCCGCUCUGGGUGCUCAGAAUAAAUAACACAGGUCGGGGACCUCAAUGCAGGAAAGUGCCUUUGGGUCCCAGUGGCACUACCUGGCGCAGCCCCAGCUGAGGAUCUGGCUCUGUUAUGUCUCAACACACAUAUGCUUAUGGUAUAUGAUUUUGUUCCUGCAGUAUGAUUCAUUCUAGAUUUCAAGUACAGAACAUGAUUCAUACUAAUUUAUUUCUUUACAUUUGUAUUAUCUACCCGAGCUGUUGAGGGUUUAGUCAGCAGAAUAAUUAAUGUUUGGUUGAUAAUCUGAAUCCCAGCAGCUCAUCCCAGACAAUGUUUCCUGACAGCAAAUCCUGCACCACAGAGAUUAAGGGACAAAUCUGCAAAUGUCAGAAGGCGAGGGCUGCAUGCAGAAAUGCAGGUCCCUUCACCAGCCUUCCCUGUCUGCUCUGCCCUGCGCUGCUGCAUUACAUCCAUAAACUCAGCACUGCACCAGUAGUGUGACACGGCCGUGAUUCAACGUGAUUUACACAGUGGUCGUGUAUUUAGGAACGCAGAUCACCAGGAAUGCACUUAACCGGACACUUGCACGUUGCAACUGGGUGUGCAGUUAUCUGACUUGUAUGCCCAACACGUGUGUGCCUCUUGGGAUUUGCAUGUCCCACCAUCCAGAGUAGUAGAGCUUGAAGGUGGUUGGAACAAAAAUAGAGAAGAAGACUUCAUUUUGUUAAAAAUCUGGCACUGAUUUCACUUCUUCCUAAAUGAGACAGGAGGCAAAUGUUCUCCAACAAAAAAUAAGCAAUGACAAUCAGAGCUGGAAUAUUAAUACGCCUCAGUGUGGGAAACAAGCAGG
Messenger RNA from Oxyura jamaicensis (ruddy duck), 2004 nucleotides. RefSeq names its product elongator acetyltransferase complex subunit 4 (gene ELP4). The transcript has 10 exons. The record is from RefSeq and is a predicted model, not a curated record. The coding region runs from base 35 to 1198 and encodes 387 amino acids. Gene Ontology annotation, biological process: tRNA wobble uridine modification. Gene Ontology annotation, cellular component: cytoplasm; transcription elongation factor complex; elongator holoenzyme complex. NCBI's taxonomy places the organism in Eukaryota, Metazoa, Chordata, Aves, Anseriformes, Anatidae.